GGCGGGGCGCCCGUUGGAGGGGGGGUGGCGGUUGCUGCGGUGGGUCGGGGCCUGUGGGGUGGUGGUUUAUAUCCUUUUACCUUUGAUUGAUGCGGCUGUUUAUCUUCUGGGCGUAAGAUGGGCCUUUGCGGGUUGCAGAGGGUGGGUGUACACGUAAAGUUAUGUCGACUGCAUAGAAGUAAAUAGUGUAAAAUGGGGGGCAGGUCUCGUUAAAAGCGCUAUGGUGCCUUGUUAGUGACUCGUGGAAUAAUCUGGGUACAGUAUCAUUGUUUGUGGGUAUUAAAGAGUGUCCUUGAAAUGUGAGUAUUAAUGCUGUUCCAUCUAUAAAGUGCUAUCAGAUAUGAUUUUCUCAUAGGAAGACCAUUUUGAAUCAAUUUCAAGUAUUUCCAGUUGUGUCUCUAGUGUAGUGUACUUGGGGUUUUUUUGUUUUUGUUUUUUUAGAAAAAAGAAUUUAAAGUUCUGUGCAGAAAAUAUUUUUUCAUUACAUGACCCUAAUAUCCAGCAGGAUGUAAAUAGGCCAGAAGCUGUGGCAGGAGAAGUGCAGUUGUUGUUUUUCCUGUUUACUAGGAGUUCUGAUAUACAGACACCUAACUUUUUAUUUAUCUGAAUUGUGUGGGAGUUUACGUGAAUAAAGUCAAUUUUCCAGAUGAUAAAUACAGCUGAAUAACUCCAAUGGUUAUUUAUGUCCUCUUUUACCACCAUGGUAGCUCAUAGUCAUUAAUAUAUUUUUAUCAUCACAAUAUCCCUGUAAGACAGGGAGAUGUAAUCUGAUUUCACAGAAAAAUAACUGAAGCAAAAAUCAAAAAAAGAAAUCAUAUGUAGUCUCUGGCCAGUCAGAGAACUGAAACUAGGUCUUAUGAGUCUAGGACAGUGAGUCUUACUGCCCUCUAUCAUGGCAGUUUCUGUAUUCUCAAAUAUUUUAUCUACUGUACUACAGCUUUGACUGUAUAAUCUCAUCCUUUCAGUGGUUCCUUUUAUCAGUCAGAAUUCGGGGGGGGGGGGGGGUUUGCAUUGCUGUUAUGAUCUACCCAUGUUGGUCUUAUUUUGCAAAGUUGCAGAGGUAUUUGGGCAGUUUCUGCAUGAUUUUUGUUCGCUUGUUUUCUUUUUUCCUAACACCAUAAAUAUUUUCAGUGUUCCCAUUUUGACUUUUGCCAGGGCCCUCCAUUGCACAUAUACAUGCAGCUAUUGUGAGUUUAAAAGAACACUCCCUGGGAAAAUGAGUCAUGUUAAGGAAGAAGUGUCUUCUUUUCUCUGAAGAGAAACUUAAGAUCUAAUUGAAAAGGCUUAGGGGAGAUGAAGCAACUAAAGAUUAUGUGCACUUUGCAAAAAGCAGGGCAUAUGUAUGUGAAAGAAAUUGAAUUGCAUAUUUCUGAAGAAUUCUGUUCUCUGAUCUGUUGUGCUGCCGCCUCCUCCUCCUUCCUCCCCCCCACCCCCCCGGCCAGUACUUGGGUGUAUAAAACCACUGCACUUCAACUGCCUUCAUUUCAAAAGGGCUCUGGCUCAUAGAAAUUUGAAAGUAGAUGUGAAUAGCUAAAGUCCAAGAAAAAAGUCUAUUUUAGAAGUAUUUACUGUUCUUCUUAUAAACCCCGUUUUCCUGUUUUCAUUUACUGUGUUAAUUAUCUUGAAUUACAGACUUGCUGUUGACUGCCUCCUUGUGUCAUAAAAGAACUGUGCUCUUACAGCAUAAAUAUAAAUCACUUCUUAGAGAUUGGAAGCCACUAUUAGGCUUUCUUUUUGAAAAGAGCUGGACACAUUCCAAAAGCUGUAUUAAGUACUGUACUCGAAUUGAAAUAUGCUUUGCCUUUUGCAGUGGUUCUGUUAGGCUAAUUAUGUUUUUCCAUAAAUCCUGCUUACACGAGAAUUCUCUUAAAUACGCAGGCAAAAAAGAGUUGAAAGAACUUACAAACAAAGCCAUAAAAUGCAACAUUUGGAAAAAAUGUUGUUCUUAUACUUAAAACUUCCUGCUGAGGAGAAAUUGCCUCAGAGAACUUGCUGCUUUAUUUCAGAAGUAGCUUCAGGGUACAGCAGAAUGUAUUUAUUAAGGUUGUUAACCCAUAACCAAUUCUUUUUUGCUAGCUGGUUUCAUGAGCAAUAACUGCUUCAAGAUGAUCCAUGAUGAUUAGUGGUGUCUUUCUCACAGCAGGGUGUGAACUCUGCCACCUCUCUGGAGAGGCUCAGAGCCUCAGAGAGCCUUUUUGAGGCUGUGAGAAAAUAUCAAGAGAGAGUGUGGAGCAGCAGAGAGUACUUGUCUUGCUGCAUUGCACUUUUUCUGCCUUCAUAACCAUCCUGAGUCACCACUAAGGAACUUGUUACGCCAGACUGCCAGAUUAGGUUGGCAUAUUUGAAGAACAGCAGCCGAGAGAAGUGCUGAUCAUUAUGAGAUUGGGUCGGUUAGAGUGAUGGAGGGCAAAAGAAACAGGGUGCAACUCUGGGAAUGCUUGGUUUAUGGAUGAAGUUGAGCACCAAAGUUGGGUUUAUGCAGUCCUGGUUGUCUUGUCUUUGGAGAUGGAGGGACAGAAUUAAGCCUUAUACUGACAGCAAUGUUACUGUUAUUUUUCCUAUUCAAUUAUUAGUUGUUAUUUCAAGCCAAGAUUGACCUGUAAUUCUUCUUACAAUAAAAUACACCCUUCACUUUGGUUCAAUAAGUAAAUGAUUUACUGCAACAUUUGUCAUCCUCCUUCCGGUUGCUCUGCUUUGGAAUUCCUUGAGCAUCUUUUCUUAUCAUUAAGUUUUAAUGAAGUAUAAAGAGCAAGGCAGAAACAGCUUUCCUAAUCCACUGUGGGUAUGAAGCUGUCCAAUGCCCUGUUUCCCCUGCUCUUGAGUAGAGCAGAAUUUGUAUACUGAAUAUAUCCAGAGUAUUAACCUCUGGAUCUACAUUUCUUCCUGCAGCUUGCAAGUGUGCUGUAGCAUCUGUUAUGUCUCCCCAUAGCUGGUGUGCACUGAUUAGGAAUAGUUGUCAGAUCUUGAGUUGCAAGCAUUUUGAAGAUGCUGCUUAGUCUCUUGGAACAAAGUGGUCAAUUCACUGUUUCCUUUUAUAAUAUCUGACACAUUCAGACUGUGAUCUGCUGUCCCCUAUAUGCUUCUGCAGUGUAAAUGAUAAGUAACAGAUACAGCUUACAGCAGUUUGCAAAAAUUCCAGCCACAAUGAGGUGCAAAAUAAAAAUGCUGUAUGCAUUUACUGAAAAGAUUGUCCUUGUUCUCAAGAAUAUAUAAGGUGACUGUGUUAUUUAUUGUACAUUUGUAAGCAUUUGGAAAUGAGCAGUCAUUGGUAGAAUUUAGAUAACGCUAUUUUACAGGCUCUUCUCAAUUUCUAGCUUCUAUGGGAUAUUUCAACACGUCUCUUUAUUCUUUUACUUACUUUUCUGAAGUUUUUUCUAUAAUAACAUUUUUGUUUCCUUUUCUUUGAGUGAACAUCUCUGAACUCACCAGCAGUGAGGAAUAUGGGGUAAGGAGGUUCUGUACCAAUCAGAUGAGAAGGCUGAGGUCCCAAGCAGUCCCACAGAUUUGGGUGAGACUUCUCACAGGAUCUCAUAGGGAAGAGUACUCUGGAUCAAACUCUGAGUUAAGUACAAAUAUUUAAGGUUCUGUAUAACUCAAAUUUACAGACAUUUUAUGUCUUGUGGAAGUCACACCUGUCUCCUAUGAACAUGUCAUGUGUACUGCUAAUGGUGUCAUUAGAAAGCCUUAAAACCAAGAAGUGUGUACAGUUUUAAAACUUUAAAUACAGUUUUAAAACACGAUUUGGGAUGUCACAAGUUAUGAAUUACUGAUGUCUUGCAAAUUAAAAGAUGAUUAUCCUUUGUGGCACUUGCUGCAGUAGCUUGUAAUAGGAAGAGUAUUCUCAAAACUAUCUUUUAAGCUUGCUCUUCAAACCUAUUCACUCUAUAUUAUGUAUUGUAUUGACUUUGUGGUACUGUAAGUUGAAGACAAAUUUGUCUUCUCACUCACACAGUUUAUAUGUGCUUAGGAAUGUUUGUAAUAUAAUGUCAGACUUGUAAUUCAGAUGAGAAAUGAUGAUAUUGCCUGGUGUAAUUCUCCAUCACCUGUUACUAGUGUGAGGAUGAAGUACAGCAAGUCAAGCUUAAACAGAGCCUUAUGUAAUAGCAAGCUACUUCGGCUGUUUAUUUUAGCUUAAUGUUCCUCCCUUGGUUACAGAACUGUUGUAAACAUGUGCUAAAUAACAGACAUUUAAAAUAUUAUGCUAGAUCAGGAGUACCAGCUUUGGGGGAAAAAAUUUUCUUUCUAAUUAUAGUAUAUAGAGUAGGUGUAUAUAUUUAGGAUUCCCUACUCCUCCCAGUCCUUAGUGACUCUCUCCCUGUUGUUAGUGGCAGAUGAAUACAGACAACACAGUCUGUUCCUAAUGUAGUCACUAAAUAAUUUAUGUAUGACUUUUAUUAUUGAAGUGUUGUUCGUCAGUCACUGGAUGGGAAUAUGCGAGUUUAUCGUCAGGAUUAUCACAAUUUCUGUCCUGCUCCCUUACUUUCUCAGUCCUCCUUUCUUUCAGCCUUUUCUUCUUCUUAUGUCUUCUAUUGUCAUUUCUCUGUGUUUCCUCCCAAUGUACAUAAACAAUAACGGGCCUUUCUGUGGUCAUCAUCUUCUCCUUCUUCUCUAUGUUAUAUCAGUGUCAUAUGUGACAAAGUAAUAAAUGGUGAGUAAGGUAUCAUUACGUUCAAAGGUCAAACUCCCAAUAAGAUGAACAGCAGUGAAGAAAUCUACACCUCUUAGUCAUUGCUUCAGGUCUUUUGCACAUUCACAAAAGUGGCCCUGAAUCACCGAUACAGGUUGGGGCUGCAUCUGGACAGUUGAUUUGGCAAUGGGCUAGCAGUUCAUGCUCAUUUGUAACAAAUACUUAGCCUGUGUGGAAAUUAAGUAUGGUGGAAAAGUAACAUAUGGUAAGUGGACCAAGCUUUGCCGUUAGGAGAACCCUUGUUGACUGAAUUAUCUUCUAGUCAGGAAUUUGAAGUGGAUAGGAUGUUUUUUACAUGCCAUGGCUCAUUAUAGAGAAAGGGGUAUGUUAGCCACAAGAGACACAAACCUAAAAUUAUCUGCCUUGGGAUAGGAUUUUUUAUUUAUCUAGCAUGAGGAGUAAAUGCGUUGCUGUAGGGAGGUAAAGUUUCAGAUGAUGACACACAGCUUCAGUAGUUCACUAAAUUCUCCCAGACUUCAGUACACCAUAGUGGACUAAAGGUUGUGAAAUCAUGUGUGGCUGAAGCUCCAGAAAGCCCAAAGAAUAUAUGCUGUAGAAGACUGCCAAAAUGCAGGCAUUGUGUUACAUUGCUCAUAUGUAAUGGAAAUACUCACAGAGUUAUGCUGUUUAGGACUAGGUCAUGAUACGAAAUCAUGCUAGUUACUUCUAUUGCUUUGUUGUUAGAUUUAAAAUGCUGUUCAUUGUGCAUAGACAUAUAAAAACUGAUGCAUCAUUGUCUGCAGUUAGAAUAGUUCAAUGCUACAAACUACUCCUUGGAGGUUGUUGUGUGAAUGGCAUUAAGCCUGUUGAAUGGGGAGGGAGAUGUUGAAGGGCCAUUACAGUACGGAUCGGGUCACAGAAUUCACAGUUUCUCCCUCAAAUGAAAGUGAUUAUAUGGAUUAGAAAGUAAGCUAUCAGAGCUUGAUACAUGAUUUCCAACUUGUUCUGGAAGGGAUUUGAGACAAUAGAGGAUGAAGUAAGAAGAUGAAAAUCAGAUGGAAGUAAAAGAGUCGCAGUGGAAUAAGUACAUUUUUGUCUAUAUGUAGAUCUUGGUCUACAAGCCAAAUUCUGGUUCCUUCACAGUUGGUGUAUAUCAGGAUACCAUGGAAGUAACUGCAGGUAUUCCAGACUUUUAUUGAUUUAAUUAUCAGAAUACAAGCUCCUCUGGUAGCCACUUUCAUUCCAGCUGGCAUAUGUAAAGUCUAAGAGAAAUAACACAAAGGCUGAUUCUGUACUUCAUAUAAAACAUGCAGUGAAGAGGCAACAUACCACCAGCUUACUGUGGUACUUUUUUACACUCAUUUUGCGUGGAAAUAACUCAGUAGCUACACAGGCUCCAAGGCAAAAGACAGUUGGGGCUUCACUGUUUGAAUUCAUGUAGGUUCCCUGUACAUUUGCUAAUGAAAUGAAAGUCCCUCACACAGACCCAUGGUCAAGUAUUUUACUACCUACCUUUUUGGAACCCCAGAGAGCAUGUGCGCACACAGCCUCUAGCUUAACCCCCUGCAGCACUGGGUUUCAAGUAGCUCUCCCUUAAGGGUGAGAUCUUUGGUAUGGAGAACAGUGCUCCCUGCAGCUGGUCUACAUCUAAAUCUGUAAGGGGUGAAUAUUUCCUAAAGAUGGAGAGAAGGGUUUUCAAUGAGCACUCAUCCUUGAAACCUUGCCUUAGCAACUGCUAGGUUGGGUUGCUACUGUCCAUUAAGCUCUUGGGCACUGUACUGUCUGGAGGAAGUAAGGUAAUGCGAGGUUGUUAUAUGGAUACAACAUAGCAUGUUGCAGCAACACAGCUGGAUCAUUGGGACCGUGCUGUGCCAAAUAGUUAAUUGCUUUUUUGAUAUACCUGAGUUACACAAAUACACCAUUGGCGUACCUUUACUUGCUGCAGCAGGAAAACAUAUUUGUGUGUCACUGUUUCACCGCACCAGCCUGUGCCGUGUUUUGCCAGUGUUAUUUAAGUGACUGACAGCUGACUGGGGGGGGAGGAAGAGCGUGGCCCCUCUCAGAUAAUCUCUCCUUGUAGAUUUUUAACUGAACAAUGCACCAAAAACUUGCAUCCUGUCUCAGGAAAGUGAGAAGCUAGGUUUACUAAAAUAGCUUUUGAAGCAAUGAGGAACAGAACAAUAUCUCUAAUAUUUGUUAUUCUUAGGGUGGAUGUGUUCCUAGCUAGUUGGUUUUGUUUUAAGGGAGGGAUCUUCUAAAGUGCUCAGUGUUGUCUGUGUUGCUGCUGAAGUCAAUCCAAGCCUGGCUGCAUAUCUCCAAGGCCUCUAGUUCAUGUGGAGCUUGGGGCUGUUUCUGCUGUCUGUUUCUCAAGUAUUAAUCAGGAAUAUCUCUGCUCAGCUCAUUGGAGUAAAGACUGUUUUGUGUUGCAGUAAGCAAACAAUAGUCCCUAGCUGUGUAUGCUUCACUCAUGUCCUUAGCAAGAUAGGGUGGGAUUAUCUGAUUGAGUGUAGACAGUUUACAUGUGACCUAGUCCCUGUAGCCUGACUUCAUAUAGAACAGCAGUUUAGUCAAAGGUGUGCAAGCAUAAUUCCUCUCAUUCUACAGUAGAUGUAUAAAAUACAUUAGAUGAAUUGCACCUCAGAACUGCUCGUUUCUGUCCAUUCACCAUGGCAGGAGCCAGUAGCAAUGAGCUUGGAGGUGAGUCAUUUACAUUGUAAAUGAUAAAUAUUUUGGAGAGUGGAUCCUGUCCCAGGUAACCACAGAAUGAUUUAAUACAGUUGCUUUGAACUUGGGUUAAAAGGAACUUGGGUUUUUAAAACAGCUUGCAGCAACUCGCUGGCCAUUGCAGUGGAGAUGUCUUUAGGAUUUCUCUGAACAGCACACUGAGAAAAGCAGAAUCUGCCGUGUGGUCUUGCUGUGGACCCCCUAGGAGACAGUGAUUUUUCACCUUAGAGGUGCCAGUUUCUUCACAUUACCUAAGAGGAAUCAGGAUGACUAGCUCAGGUGUAUAGCUCUAUCUACUAUCACAAAAAAAAAAAAUCCCCCCAAUAAAAGUGCUGUGUGUCUCUGACUCCUACAGAUGUUUCCCAUGACAAUGGUAUCUGGAGUUUGAGCUUUCACUGUUUCCUUGUCUCCAUUUUUUUUUGAGGCUGCAGCUCAGUAAAAAGCAUCCCACCAACAGUGACUAGUUCGGUGUUUCUUUUGCUGAGAUGUAGCAUGCAUUGACUGGAUUUAUAUAAAAUAUUCUGCCUUGAAGAGGUAAAAGCCCCCAUUUUAUCAUUUCUCCAAGCUCAGUUACCUAGUAGGAGCAUACUUCUAAUUCUUCAUUAAUAAAACUUCUUAGAGUGGAAGUAUACUAAAGGAGCUGUUUGCUGCUGAAUAAUAAUAAGAGACUUAAACAAAAAAUUGGACAAUAUUAAUAAGCAUCUGUUAUUAUGGAAAUGUCUAAAGGCAUCAGUAGGGCUUAUAGCAUCAUUGUGCUUUAUAGGCAAGGAUAAAUGAGCCCUCUUGUUACAGAGGUAUAGAUGUCGUAUAUGUGUUGGGAGAGGAAAGCCACAGAGCUCUCAAGCAUCUGUUUUCUUGGAAUAAUACUUAGUGUCUGUAUCUAGAGCUGGCUAGAAAAUGCAAAUUUUUCUUUUGAAAAUGUUUGGGGAAAAACUGGUUUUGGAAGUCAGAAGACCUUUGAGCCCUGUAUUUGUUGAUUGAAAAUGAGCAAACAGUUUUGAAAUAUUUUUCAAAUAAAAUACUAUUACCUCCUCAAUAAAUUCUAGCUAUUUCUAGAUAUGUCUUUUAUUCUUGUAUAUUAUCUGCAUUUCUUUAAGUGACCAAAUACAAUAGAAGCUUACUAAGUCGUCUUAUUAGCCUCCAGGUAUGAUUGUUUUCAUGGAAGAAAAGAAAUAAAAAUGAAUGAGAUUUAUUCACCUAUUCUGGCACAAGGGACAGCUUAGUGCAGUGAAUAGAGCUUGGGUGCGAGACUGUGAAAACAUAGGCUCUAUUUCUAACACGAGCUUGGAAACAGCUGGAGGCAACAUACUAUGCUUCAGUUCCCCUAUCAAUACAAGAGGAUGGAGAAAAAGAAAAUUCUAAUGAAAUCCAAGGUUGCUGCUUCAAACCUCUUACGGGCACUGCAUUCUCUGUACCAGUUUGGUCACCUCUGUGAUGUGACAGUUCACACAGAAUAUCUAGGAAUUCAGGAGGAGUUUCUGGUGCACAAAGCUGUCUUGGCAGCUUCCAGCAAUUAUUUUAAGGGGCUUUUUCUGCAUGAUGAAAUGUUGGAUACUAAGAAUUGCACAGUGACUCUACAAGACAUUUACACGGAAGAGUUCACCUCCUUUCUGGAGUUUGUUUACACUGCAGAGGUAGAGAUUGAAGCAGAAAAAUUGCACCGGAUGAAAGAAAUAGCUGAAAGGCUGGAGUGCAAGGAUUUGCUUGAUAUUUGUGAAGAAGUGAAGGCAGAGGGCAAGAAAGGUUUAGAUUUUAGCCUCCACCUGAAAGGACAGCGAUGUGAAAAUGGUGGAUCACAGUGGACUCGCAUUCAGCAAGAGGAAGACCGCACACUAAGUAACUCUUCCCAAGUUGUGGCUAUGCCCAUGCAGAGGAAACUUUGGCAUAGGCAGAAACAUACAAAGUUGCUGGCUGGCUAUGAACUCAUUGAAGGCCAACCAGCAAAUCUUGAGCAAGCAGGCACUGCUUUUCCAGAAUCAAAACCUAGGACAGCAAAGUUACCAAAAUGUAACAAGACAGAUACCAAAAAGACAAUCAACAUGGACAUCAUUAGUCUUGAAAAUGAGACUAGUCAUUCUCUCUUAAGUCAGACUGACUCAAAGGAAGCCUGCAUAGUAAUUAGAAACACACUGCCUGAGCAGUGGGAAGAUGAAAACAGUUUAAUUUCCAAACUUGCCAGUAAAACUGGACAUAGGAAAUCAUUGCGGCAUGUGGCAAAAGUCUUGCCACAAAUUGCAUGUGAGAAGUGCAAUGAAUCAUUCCAUUUCAUCAAGCAGUAUCGGUCACACAUGGAGCUCAAGCAUGACAUUAAUCUUGCUGUCAAGUACAGCUGUAACGUAUGUGAGCAGCUCUUCUCCAAUCACCGGAACCUCAGGCAGCACCAGCUUACUGUUCACAGUGAUGAGCGAUGCUUCUCCUGCAUGUGCUGUGACAAGAGGUUUAAGCGUCAGAAGGACAUAAAUGACCAUAUCCGGAGAGUGCAUGAAAAGAGGCAGGAUCCUCAGGCUUGCCCAUACUGUGACAAAGUUAUCAGUUCCAAGUGUGGCCUGACAGCCCAUGUACGAACGCACACGGGAGAGAAACCUUAUAAAUGUGAACAGUGCCCUGCAAGCUUUGCUCAGAGAUCUGCUUACAAUACUCAUGUAAGAAAAAUCCAUGAAUCUGGGCAAGAAAGGAAACUUAUGCCAGUCUAUUGGAUGGUAGUUCCACCUGCACAUAGACCAACUGCAACAAACUGUGAAAAAGAUUCUGGCAGAGACAUGUGGGAUAGGGCACUGGAGGCUGAACUACAAAGGUGUGCAAAGCACAGAGAGGCCACCAGUUGUGAGGAAGAACCUGCAGGUUCAUCUGUCACUGAAGCAGAUUGUAGCAAUGAUCAAGAAGAAAACAAGCUGAAAUAUAAGGAAGCUGAAGGAAGAAGGGGAAAAGGGAAUGAAGAAGGGAAGGAAGAUGAAGGUGAAAUGAGUGUGAAGGGAGAGCAGGAGGGAGAUUCUGAAGCAGGGUGUUCAGAAGUCGAAGACGGUAAAGACAAUGAGGAGGUCUGUACUGAGGAGGAGGAUGAGAAUGAUGAAUAUUCUAAUGAGAAGGAAGCUGAAGAAUAUAAAUCAGAUGAAGACUUUAAAAUAAAGAAGGUAAUUAAAAGUGGGGUGAAUAAGAAAUCUGCCUAUGUAAUAACAUGUGAUAAAUGUAAUGAGCAAUUUGUUUCCCGAAAAAAGUAUGUGGAUCACUGCAGAGAUGUUCAUCAGUGCUUGCCUGGUAAAGUUUAUCGGUGUGACAUCUGCAGCAAGUCAUUUGCUAGUUACAACAGCUGGAAAGAGCACCGAGCCUGUGUCCACACUGAAGAAAGGCAGUUUGCCUGCACCCUUUGCAAUGCUACUUUUAAAAGAAAGAGAGAUGUGAGAACACAUUAUAUGCGGAAGCAUGAAGGCAGAGUCAAACGCCCUCUCUGUUCUGUCUGUGGGAAGAUCCUCAGUUCCCGAACAGCACUAGUGUUUCAUAUGCGGACACAUACAGGAGAAAAACCUUACGAAUGUGGCAUUUGUCAUUCAAAAUUUGCACAACCAUCACAGCUUAAGAUCCAUACCAGGUCCCAUACAGGGGAAAAGCCAUAUAUUUGUGAGGAGUGUGGGGCUUGCUUUGCUGAUAAAGGCAAACUCACCGGCCACAAAAGGACCCAUACAGGAGAACGCCUUUUUAAAUGUGAUGUGUGUGGAAAACACUUUGCUACCAAUGAAUACUUAAAAUGCCACAAGCGAUGCCACAUGGGUGCGAAGCCAUACAAAUGUGAGGUUUGUGGGAAAACAUUUGGAUUGAGAGCCUCGCUAGCCCAGCACAGUAAUGUCCAUGCAGAGACCCGUCCAUACUUCUGUGAACAAUGCGGAAAAACAUUCACGCAACAAGGUGCUCUGCGACGCCACCAGCGUAUUCACACUGGGGAAAAGCCAUACAAAUGCAGAGCUUGCGAGAGAACCUUCACAGAUAUGUCCACCUUGCGGAGACAUGUGUCGAUUCACGACAGGAAUGCUCACUGGAGAAGUUUCUUAAUAGAUCUUACAACCAAAAAAGACCAUAAUUGGUCUAAAAUAGAAACAUUAUCAGAAGCCUGUAUGGGUGAAGACUCAGCACCUGAAAUUUGGUCAGUUGACCAAGGUAAACUUUAUAAACCAGAAAGCAUUAUUCUUAAAAAAGUAGAACACACGCCAUCUAGCGUUAAUAAUCCACAAGUCACUGAUCAUUCUGUUUUAUACCUAUAACAUCAGUUUUUCACCAGAAAACUGUACAACCUCUCCAUGUUAUAAUAGGCUAAACUAUUUCAAAUCUUUGUUUAUUGUAACUGCCUCAUUAAGCUAUUAAUAUAGUGCAGUAUCUUAUUUAUACAAGUGGUCUGAAAUUAUAUACAUUGUAGUCAGAGACAGGAUUCAUAAUUCUUAUGAAAAGAAUGUCAGUUAAGAUUUUAGAUAUAUAAUUUUAUUUUUUACGAAGUCUUGAAUACAUCAUAUGAUAAAAUAUGUUUAUGAAAGCGUUUUGUGUUUGCAUGUGUGCAAAUAUACACGUAUUGUUCUGUUACUGCAAAUUACUGUCUCUUUUAAUAAAGCCAUCUUCAUAACAUAAAAUGACCAUCCAUCCUCUAAUUUAUUUGCAUGUAUUUGACUGUAGAAUAUUUUCCCUGAUAAAUAUGAAACUUGCUAAUGUUGCUGUGGAAUGUUAUAAACUGACUAGAAGUUAAAUGCUUAACUGGUGAUACA
Molecule: messenger RNA, 12096 nt
Organism: Dromaius novaehollandiae (emu)
Lineage: Eukaryota; Metazoa; Chordata; Aves; Casuariiformes; Dromaiidae
Product: GDNF-inducible zinc finger protein 1-like
Exons: 7
Coding region: 8662-11604 (980 amino acids)
Biological process (GO): regulation of transcription by RNA polymerase II
Cellular component (GO): nucleus
Molecular function (GO): DNA-binding transcription factor activity, RNA polymerase II-specific; protein binding
Source: RefSeq, a predicted model, not a curated record